AUGGAACGAUGGCCUCCGUCGCUGCUCCUGUGUGCUUUGACAACGGCAUCGGUCGCCAGUUUCGGGCUGCUCUUGCCGCCAUCUCCACGGUGCAGCCCCUUCCACCCGGCUGCAGCGAUUUCGGCGCCCGACGCCGACGCACCAAGGCUACCCACAGCUGACCGCCACUGCCGAACCGCGACACUCGGAGGAACGGCCGCAGCGCUAGCGGCAGAAGCAACCCCCCCUCGCCGACGGCGACUAGUUCGGCUUUCUCUGUCGACGGCAUCGUCCACGCCGGAAUCAGCGGGAGAAGAUCAAGGAAAGGCGUUCUCGUCCCCAAACCCCCAAGAAGGCGUCGACGACGCCGAAGCAAGGGCCGAGACAGCCCUCCGAAAGCUCUCUCCGUCUGAGCUGUCGGGAAUGAAGGCCCGCCUCGGGCUCGACCUCAGCCUGGAGGGCGGCGAAGACAUCAUCGCACAAGCCGUGCCUGUCCUUGCGGACAAGAUUAGGGCCAAAGCAGCCGCCCAAGAGUCAGAACGAAGCGCCGCAGUUCCGGCGCAACACCAGCCAGCACCACAACAAGACCCAACCAAACGUUCGACGUCAUCAUCAACGGUGCCCUUAUCUCCGGCGGAGCAAGCCUCCGCGGGGGGUUCGCCUAGGGGGGAUUGGGCCGGCGGGGCAGAAGGGGACGGGGUGGAGAAGGGCUGGGUGGGAGAGAAGGGGAGCAGGAGGUGGGUGGGCGCGCCGGGAGAGAAGCCUCCGAGGCAGAGGCACGCCAAGCGGCAGCCGGAUCCGCCGCUGGCUCCCGGCGAGAGAUCGUACUUCGCCACCUGUCCGAGGGGCCUUGAGACGGUCCUUCGAGACGAGCUCAUGUCACCGCUUGUUGGAGCCACCCUGGUGAAGAGCAGCGGGCGGGGGUGCCACUUUCGGGGAGACCAAGCGGUGGGCUACAAGGCCAUCCUCUGGCUUCGCACCGCCCACCGGGUCCUGGAGCUUGUCGGGGAGGGGGGUAGCCCCCUUGGGGCGCCCAUCGACGGGGGGGAGGCGCUGUACGGGGCGGCUGCGGCCGUGCCUUGGUCGCGCUACAUGGAACAAGGGCAGACUUUGUGCGUCGAUGCCAUUCUGGGCGUAGUACCAGACGGACUGACGCACUCGCAUUUCACCGCCCUCACGGUUAAGAACGCGGUGGUCGACCAGCUUCGAGACGACGGCAAGCGGCCCUCCGUCGACACGGAGAACGCGGAUCUCCCCUUGGUGGUCUACCUCGACCGUGGCCGGGCCCUCCUGUACCGCAGCCUUAGCGGCACUCGCUCGAUGCACAAGAGGGGGUACCGCGACGCAAUGCACGCGGCCUCACUGAAGGAGAAUGUCGCCGCUGGGCUCCUCCUGGCCAGCGGGUGGGACCCUGAGACGCAAGCUCUGGCGGAUCCCAUGUGCGGGUCGGGCACGCUGGUGAUAGAGGCGGCUCUCAUCGCUCUUCGCAGGGCACCAGGUUUGGUUGCGAUGGGGGCGUACGGGGGUGGGGGUAGGGCGAAAGUGGCCGGUUGGAAGCCUGCGGUGACUGCCUGGCCAGACUUCGACCCGGUGCUCUGGAGAGAGACCGUGGGGGAAGCCCUGCAGCUGCAGAGGGCGAAACCGCCGGCAGCAAUCAUGGGGAACGACUGGCAUCAUGGGGCGUUGUCGCUGGCUUGGCGGGACGCAAAGGCUGCCGGUGUUGAGGACUGCAUCACUCUCUUCGACGAGGACGUAGGGAGGUGGCGACCCCCCGCUUCCGUCGGCCUUGCUGUCACGAACCCCCCCUGGGACUACAGGCUCGAUCAGGGAGCGGAGAAGAGCUGGCUCGGACUGCUGGAGUUCUUGCGACGAGAAGUAGCCGAGAAGGACGCCUGGGUGUUAUCAGGAAACCCGGCUCUGUCGAGAACGCUGCGCAUGAAGUCGGAACAGAACAUGUUCCUUUCGACGGGGGGGGUCGAGCUGAGAUGGCUCAAGUACCACUUGAAUGAGUACCGCGGGGAUAGGGGGAAAAGGGGCGGAGGGAGGGGAGGACCGCGGCCGAAGAAAGUGCCACGGAAGCACGAUCGACCGGCGAUAGAUAGGUGGUGA
Messenger RNA from Ectocarpus siliculosus, 2088 nucleotides. The record is from the annotation of a GenBank genome assembly. Lineage: Eukaryota; Phaeophyceae; Ectocarpales; Ectocarpaceae.